Chlamydomonas reinhardtii is the source of this 2804-nucleotide messenger RNA. RefSeq lists its product as uncharacterized. The record is from RefSeq and is a predicted model, not a curated record. The coding region runs from base 34 to 1944 and encodes 636 amino acids. NCBI's taxonomy places the organism in Eukaryota, Viridiplantae, Chlorophyta, Chlorophyceae, Chlamydomonadales, Chlamydomonadaceae. The transcript has 8 exons.
CCCGGCUCGCAGCCGCCGCCGCAGCAGCAGCGCAUGCCUGCACUGCCGCUGCCGGGGGUGUUGCCCACAGGGCUGGAGGUGCCUGGUCAGCACCACGCAGGCGGCAUACGGCUGGUCAGCGAGUGUGCGGUGUGCGGCCACUCGCCCAACUGGCCCGAACUGCAACUGGGCCAGUGGCCGCCCAUAUACCACCUGCGCGCCGUCGCCCUCAUCCUGAACGAUGCGCUUCACAUGCCCGACCUGCUGCGGCUGGCGGAGGCCGACCCCGACACCGCCAAGAAGGUGGUGGGCGCCAUGUGCUCGCCCGCGGGCACCAGGUCGCCCUGGCAGCUGGCCGGCAAGCCGCUGUGCUGCUGCUUCCCCUGCCCAUGCUGCGAGCGGGUGCUGCCCUACGGCACCGCCCACCGCCACAUGCUGGCGGCGCUGCUGCACCCACAGGUCUGGAAGCAGCUCACGCCGCGGCAGCACGCGCGUGUACAGCAGAUCGAGCAGCUGCCGCAGCCCGCGGACACGCUGCUUGGCGCGGCGCCGCAUGACGUCAUGCCGCCGGAGCUGUCGGCCAUGGACUGCCUGGAGCUGAUGCGCGGCAUGCUGCUGGGCGUGAUGGCGGUGCACCACAGCGCGCUCAGAGGCACGGAGCGCUGCCUGUGCGGCGCCGACCGCAUGACCGAGCUGGAGGUCAUCGAGCAGCGGGCCGCCUUGGCAGGCCUGCAAGCCGCUGGGACCUCACUGGCCGCCGCCAGUGAGCUGCCCUCCAGUCGGCAGGGAAGCGCCGCGGCCGUAGCAGCAGUGGCGGCGGCAACAGCGGCAGCGGCCACGGCCGCCGCUGCAGCCGCCACAGCACCUGCCGGUCGCGGCGUGGUAGAGGCAGGAGAGGCCGCCGUCUCGCAGCGGGUACCGCUGGCGCUGCCGCCGCCCGGCAUGGUGCCAUCGGGACUUGAGGAUAUGCCCAGUCUGCUUCAGCAGGCGGCGAGAGCAGCCACUCAGUCGUGGCCGCCAUUGCCAGCCGGCGGUGGCAGGCCGGGGCUGCCUGGCGCAGUGGCAAGGGCGCCGCCGCUGCCGACGUCGCUGCUGGCAGGCGGAGCGGGUCUGCGGCUUCAGCAGCAGCGGCAGCUGGUGGAUAUGAACCAGAGGGCCGCAGGCGCGCUGGCGGCAGACGGCGACAGCUCCGGGCGCCGCGGCCAGCCGCAUUACGGUGCUGGCGCUGGCGGCAGCGUGGAGCCGGCCUUGGUAUAUGGCGGCGGCCGCGCGGUGUCGCUUGGAAAUGGGCGGGCAGGGCCUCCAGGGGAGACCGGGCAACGCGGUUGGGAUCCACCCAUGGGCGCGCUGCUGCAGCACCUGGCCCGUGCCUCCGCCUCCACGCAGCCCACAGCCGCCCCAGCAGCCCGGCCGCCGGCUGCAGCGGCAGCGGCGCCCAGCGCCCCCCAGCGGUGGCCGCCGCCGAGGCCAACGGUGGACGAGGCCGCCGGGCCCUUGGAUGGAUUGGAGGAGCAGGGCGGCGUGCCGGGCGGUGGUGCGGGCGCCUUCGCCAGCCUGCAGCUGGUCACGGCGCUGCUGAAGCAGCUGCCGCGAGAGCAGCUGCAACACGUGCUGCGGGAGGUCAAGGCGGAGGCAGACGAUGACCUGGCGGCGGGGGCAGGCGAGGCAGGGGCGGCGGGCGGCACGCUGGGUGCGAACAUACCUCCGUACCUGGCAGAGCAGCUGGCGGCGUCAGGGGUGGACCUGACCAGUCGGCCUGUGCAGGCGCCGCGGCAGCAGCAGCGGCAGCGACAAGGCCGCAAUGUAGCGCCGGCGUCGUCGUCAGUGGCAGGACCCGGGCCCGCGGGCGGCGCCCUAGGCGCAGGCAGGGGAUCUUCAGGCCAGCGCUCAAGGCAGCAGGACCGAGACGCUGCUGAAGAGGAUGCGCUGUCCGUCCUGAUGACGCUACGUGACCAGGGGAUGUAGGGGGACCGACAGCGCCCUGCACUGCAGCCGCUGUGUUGCAGAACCAGUUUUAGACCGGUAUCAUGUGUAGGUAGGAUUUCGUUCAGGCACCACACCUUCCGCUGCCGAUGGCACAGAACUAGGAUGGUAGCCAUUAGGCUGAAACUAUGCUGCAAAGAGUUUAUGUUCGAGGCGGUUAUGUUGAAUUUCAUACUGUGUGAAGGGCUCACGCGAUGACCGUCACGUGGUGGGUGUAAGGCCUUCUGAAAGGAACGGAGCUGCGCCAGGCCGUCAGUUUUGUCCGAGGAGUUGCCGGAUAGAAGCGUGGAGUGAGUCAGGUUUCAGAUCUCAUAGGCAAAGCUCACAUGAUAUUGGAAGUAGCUCACGCACAAAGCAUCGGGCAUUCGGGCCGUGUGCGAUGAUUAGAUAUUUUGGGACGAAAGCACGGCAUUUGAGUACAGGGGGUCUUGAUUGGUCUGUGUGCGUAUGGCCGUGUGGGGCUGGGGCUAGUGCAGUGAGGGGUCCGUUCGUCAGUGCACAUACUGAUCAAUGAUAGUCUCGGCGGCGAUGCUGCUUUUGCAUGCCCUGGUGUGAGGCCCCGGAUCUAAUAGGAGCGUGGUUGGUGUGUGAGUUGCUGAUGUGGUGCUGCAGGCGGGGGCUUGCGGCAGCAAGUGGCGGACGUGAAGGCUGCUGGGCAUUGGGAAGUUGGGGACACCAAACUAGAGUCCUGAUUUAUUCAUUUGACGUCGGCUGUCAGUGCGAUUCCUUGACAGCAUCCUGCUUUGCUUUCCAGGAUAGUGGGGCCGUAGGUGACGGAGCGUAUGUUACAGAGUGCCAACAAUGUGAGGAUUUGACGGGCAUGGUUGUAAGGAUUGACCAUU